Molecule: messenger RNA, 1701 nt
Organism: Lachancea mirantina
Lineage: Eukaryota; Fungi; Ascomycota; Saccharomycetes; Saccharomycetales; Saccharomycetaceae
Source: the annotation of a GenBank genome assembly
AUGAACGGCCAUCAACCUCAACAGCUAUACUCAUAUCAAGGGCCUCUCAGAAAACAGCAUCCAAACUAUGUACGAGGCGUUAACGGGAAUGGGUACAUGUACGGUCCACAGGUUAGUGGAGCCGGUUCCUAUGGGAACAUGCCAUAUCCGGGCCAACCGGCCAUGGUGGGCGAGAAUGUGACAAAUGGGCUUAGAGGCACUCCAGUGGAUCCAGUGCAGGUCAAGGACCCACUGGCAUAUCAGCAAAAUGGCGGCCAACAGAUACCGAUGACUACAACCCAUCCACAUUCCAGAACUCCAAUUUCGGGAGGCGCGAACCCACAGAGUCAUAUCCAGCCGCCUCAGUCCCAACACCCCCCUCAGCAACCUCCAACGAUUGCUACAGACGGAUCCAAAUCUGCGUCAACGGUUGCCUCUCCGUUUGCAACUCCCUCAGCACCCGCGUCGGCCACGAUGGCUGGAGUACCAGGGUCAUCGGGCAUUGGGCUGGCCCCCACGCCCGGAUUUGUCACAGCAAGAGCGUCUUCAAUGGGCCCCAGUGCCGGUACGGGUAUACAAGUUCCCUCACCACUACCAGGGAUGGUACCCACAGCCGCCUCACAGCCGCCUAGAAGGGUCCUGUUAAAUGGUAUGAUGCCCUAUCCUAUGCGCAAAUACUUGUCAAAUAUGGCCAUUUUGCGACUGCAUGAAAUUCUCAACCUGAUAAACGUUUCUACUGGAAGAGUCGACGAUUUUUCGUAUUGGCAGAGAUUCACACAUGAUCUUUUCACACCUUACGGUAUCAUGCGAUACUCAACCAAAGGAGGUGAAGAAACAAGACAAUUUGAGUUUACGACACCAAUUAUACCGCUAAUUUGCCAGUCAUUAGGUGCAGUGGGAAUUGUGAGACUCGAGACUGUGCCGCAACAACUCAGAGCACAAGUUUUGAGCAAUGGAACCAUAUUUUUCGACUGCCCCAGGUGCACUACGACAUAUCAUUAUCCAGAUGGCAGUUAUAUGACUACUUUCGCGCAAAUGAAGGGUCUUUUUGACUCAAAUUUGAAGAUCGAAUGGCUUGAGAUCGUAAGUUAUAGCUUUGUUCCCGGGAUUGAAUGGAACUCAAUAGAAAGAUUGAUUAGUACAAGCACAGUUUUUCAAGAUAUUGUGCGAAGUCUUAAUCAAAAGGGUCCGGGUCAAGAGAACGACUUUGAUAAAUCACAGAAAUCUGUUAAUGGCGAAUCGAAAGACGAGCCGAUGCCGCUGAAUUUCGCCGCUAUCACAAAAUUACGGUCUCAGUUUCGCGUAUUUCACAACAUAUCCAGUUUCGGCAUACAAGAGAGCUUCAUGCGGGCACUACAAGUGAACGACGUUUUGUCAUACUUGAAAAACUUGAAAGUUUACCAAAAGAUCCACAAUAUUCAGAGUCCUCUGGCAAGUCUUGAAGCGCUAGUGGCUUCAUCGAGGGCGAGAAACGUACAGAACGUUCCGAAUCCCACAGUCGAUACGUCAGCGCCUUUAAACGCGUCAAAUAGAGCGUCGCCUUUCGGCACUGGUAAUGGACGACCGCAAAUGAAAAGAACUUCAUCUUUAGGAAAACCACCUCCCGCCAAGAGACGACAAAGCGGGUUGUCGCCUCUGAGCACAGGUGACAAAGAAGUCUCUUUAAAUUUGGACUCGGUCGACAAUACCAAUAACGGACCCUUUAAAAAGGUACAAUUCUAA